UUAAAAGAGAGAAAAAUACUAAGUUUUUAAACAUAUAAUAAAUGUAUCAAUUGUGAAGUUAAAAAAAUAUAUAUAAAUUUUACUAAAGAAAAAAAAAGUGAGACAAAACAUUGAAGGAUUAAUGAAAGUGAAGUGAAAAUUGGAAGAAAAAAAAUUGAGAAAUUAGUGACAAAAGAACAAUUUUUCAAAAGUUUUGAAAAAAUAUAUAUUUGGAUUAUUAAAAUAUGCCUACAUCUAUAAUGCAAAAAAAUUAUAGCCACUGCCCGCUCAAAAAGCGACCCGUCUUUAUUGUUAAAGAAGAAUCGGAUUCUGAAAUGGAGCCUGAAAACUUAAGUACAAAACCUGAAGAUUUAUUAUUACGUACUGAAAAACUUCAAGCACAAUCACUUAAAAUGGAAAACGAAACUAAUAAAAUAAUUGAUGAAAUCAGACUUGCAUCACCAAAUUCAAAGCCAGUUUACGAAUAUCCAAAAUCUCCUGUUAAUCUUCAACAAAUUCAAUCAAAAAUUUCUUCACCUGCGUCUUCUCCAGUAUCGCCAAUAGAACCAUUGAACUUUUCAAACUCAUCAUCAUGGCAUAAACCAGAAGAAUCACCAAAUCCCUAUCAUCAACACAGUUACAUCAAUUUUUCUGGAUUCCCAUACCCUACACAAGAGCACUAUAGCCAUCUAUAUCAUCAUCAAAUUUCACCAGUUAGAGAUGCUUCAUUAUCUCCACCCUCUUAUAUUUCAUCUAGGAAUAUUAGAGAUUCAUCUGUUUCACCACCAGCACCAGUUUUUAUUCAACCAUAUGCCACAUCAGAUUUUCGCCGUAAUAUUAAAUCAGAAAAUUAUAGUCAACACCGUUACAUGCCAUAUCAAUUAAAUCACCAUCAUCAUCAUCAUCACAAUUUAUUGCCAGUCGAUCAAUCUUCAUUAUCACCAACGUCAAGCCAUGCAUCUUACAAUUCUUUUGCAUCAUCUUCAAAUGCAUCAAUGCGCUCUAUUUCACCUCCGACUACACCAUCUGAAGAUAUCCCAACAAAUUAUUCGAUUUCUGUACUUAUGGAAAAAUCUAGCUCCAAUUCAAACAUUCAAAAAAUCACCAAAACUGAAAAGACAGAAAAAUCCACAAUGCCACCUCGAUAUCAAUGUCCUGAUUGUGGAAAAUCGUAUUCAACAUUUUCCGGGCUUUCAAAACAUCAGCAGUUUCACUGUGCAGCAAAUGAAAAUAAUCAGGCACAAAAAACUGUAACAUGUAAUGAAUGUGGUAAAGUUUAUGCAUCGACUGGUGCAUUGAAAAUGCAUAUUAGAACUCAUACUUUACCCUGCAAAUGCCAUUUAUGUGGAAAAGCUUUUUCAAGACCGUGGCUAUUACAAGGACAUAUUCGUACCCAUACAGGCGAAAAACCCUUCAGAUGUAACUAUUGUGCACGAGCAUUUGCUGAUCGUUCUAAUCUUCGAGCACAUCUUCAAACACAUUCAGAUGUUAAAAAAUAUUCCUGUACGACAUGUAGUAAAACAUUCUCAAGAAUGUCUUUAUUAACUAAACAUAAUGACAGCGGAUGUCCUGGACUUCAAAUGCAGCAAAAUGAUAGCUUUUCAAAUCAAAUUGUGCCUAAUACAAAUAUUCAAGUGUACUAAAUGUAAAAAAAUACAGAAUAAUGAAUUUUUGUGCCUUUAGCAGUGACCAUAAAAUUUAAAAAAAAACUUAUUAAAAGACUGAUAUAUUAUUCCACCGUAUUACUAUUAAAUAUCAUAAAACUAUGAUAAGCGAAUGAAUAAUUUAAAAAAAAAAAAACAGAUAAAGUUAAAGAUUCACAAUGAAACAAACGUUCCAAACGUGCUGCUACAAAAGUUGCUAAAAUUACCAAAUUAAUGUUUAAAAGACUUUUUAAAAAGUCCUUAAUGCAAAUGUUCUUCUAAUAUUUGCUCAUGAAGAUUUUUAAGCGUGUUUCUAAUAGUUCAUUAAGUAAUUUAUUUUUUAAUUUGUUUUUAAUAUUUAAGAUAAGUGGAAGACAUUAAAUAAUAGUGGUUAUAGCUAGUCAGUACUAUAAAAAAUAUAAGAUCAAAUACUAAAAAUAAGUCAAAUGAUGAUAGAAAGAUCUCAUAGUUUCCAAUUAACACUUUCAAGCAGAGUGCCUUAGUACAUCAGAAUAUAUUUUAAUACUUGUAAUAAAUUAGGAAACUUUCAUCACUGCCAUUGUAAAUAUAACUUUUUUUCUAGUAAAGAAAAAAGUGUUCAUAGGAAUCAUAAGAGUUAAAAACAUAUAUUUUUGUUUGCUUAGUUUUAACAUUUUAUAUAAAUGCAAAAAAAC
Chironomus riparius is the source of this 2296-nucleotide messenger RNA. Lineage: Eukaryota; Metazoa; Arthropoda; Insecta; Diptera; Chironomidae. The record is from the annotation of a GenBank genome assembly.